Rhipicephalus sanguineus (brown dog tick) is the source of this 3982-nucleotide messenger RNA. Its product is annotated as dystrophin-like. The record is from RefSeq and is a predicted model, not a curated record. Gene Ontology annotation, molecular function: protein binding. Gene Ontology annotation, cellular component: plasma membrane. Gene Ontology annotation, biological process: synaptic signaling. Bases 232 to 3228 code for a protein of 998 amino acids. The transcript has 24 exons. NCBI's taxonomy places the organism in Eukaryota, Metazoa, Arthropoda, Arachnida, Ixodida, Ixodidae.
GUACAUUGGAGUGGAUAUCAGGAAUUUCACGACAAGUUGGAUUGACGGCCUUGCAUUCAAUGCUAUUAUACAUAAAUUCAGGCCCGACUUAUUUGAGUACAAAAGCCUGCUGAACAAAGACCCUAACUCCAGGCUUGAACACGCUUUUCAGUUUGCAGAGAAACAGUUAGGCAUUGAGCGGCUUUAGAUCCCGAAGAUGUGAACACUCUUCAUCCCGACAAAAAGUCUGUCAUGAUGUAUGUCAUGUGCUUUUUUCAAGUCCUUCACCAGCAAAACGUCCCUUUGCGAAGGGGCAGCUCAUCAGAGUACUCAGAUAGUGAAGCUACAUUUCAUCAGGAUGUUGGAAAGGGUGCCACUCCCCUGCAUACAUCGAAAGGCAGAGCAGCGGGGGGGUCCAGUUCGUCACGCGGUGCCACCACCAACGUGAUCAGCUACCAGAGCAGCCUGGAAGAAGUGCUCACCUGGUUGCUGGAGGCCGAGGAUCGACUGCUCAAUUUGCCUCCCAUAGGCAAUACUGUGGCACAAGUGAAGGACCUCUUUCAUACGCACGAGGACUUUAUGCUAGAGCUAACACGAAACCAGGGCCGUGUUGGCGAGGUGCUUCAGGAGGGGCAGCGGGUCAUUCGUGAAGCAGGCAUAUCAGCACAGGAGAAGGAGGAAAUCAAGGUACAAAUGGCAUUGCUCAACACGCGCUGGGAGAGCCUCAGGCACAGCGCCAUGGAUAUGCAGACCAAGUUGCAAGAGGCCCUGAUGAAACUUCAGAAGCAGCAGCAAAAUGCGUUGCGGCAGUGGUUGACCGAGACAGAAGACAGGAUAAGCAGGUUUGGGCCGGUUGGGCCCGACUUAGAAACGGCGAGACAACAAAUGGAGCAGCACAAGCAAUUGCAAGACGACAUAGAGAAAGAGCAAGAAGUUGUGAACUCUCUGUCGAACAUGGUUGUUGUUGUUGACGAGUCUAGUGCAGACAAUGCGUUUACAGCGUUGGAGGACGAGCUGUCAGCAUUGGGUGAACGCUGGCAGGCGGUGUGCAACUGGGUGGAAAACUAUGGGGCUCAGCUGGAGGCCCUGAUCAACGCGCUGCAGAUGCUGAGCACGGAGGAGCCACGGCUGCAGCAGUGGCUACUCAUGCAAGAGGCUCAGCUUUGCCGCAUGGAGAAGGCCGAUGCCACGAGGGCUUCAGUGCAGGAAGUGCUGGACAUGGUCAAGUGCCUGCAGGUAUUAGAGCAAGAUUUGGAGUAUCACAACAAACGGCUUGAUCACAUAUCAAACGAAAUCCAGAAGGCAAUGAAGACCCUUGACAAGGGAUCACUAGCUGCCGUAGAGCUGUCCCGCAAGCAGGAGCAACUGACACACCGCUGGGAUGCGCUGCUCCAGAAGAUGGAAAACUUGAGCAGGAAGUUGGCCAAAUGCAGUACGGAGCAGAAAGUGAAAGCGGAAGCUGAGGAAAAGGCCUUUACAUACAGCCUCUUCAAGAAGGAAUCGUAUGGCAAUUCUCCACGGACUGCGUUGGGAAGAGAGCCCCUUUCUGACUUUGGAGCCAAGAAGCGGCGUCUGGACAGCUGGAAAGUGAAGGAAUGGCAGAGAGCCCUGGAAAACGUCACAGCCUGGCUCGAAAAAGUCGAGAAUCAACUGGGGAUUGAUCCCGAUCGACCGCUUUCGCAGGAGCAGUUGAAGGCACUCUUCGAACGCAUGAGUGUUGAUGAGCUGCAAGCACUUACUGAGGAUGUGGAACGGCAAGUUGCCAUGAACAAAGGAGAAGUAGCCCAGCUUGUUCAGCAAGGCAGAGACGUUGUGGAAGGCCUUGAUGCAGUUGGGGAGCAGACCAAGGAAGUGCAGGGAGUGCUGCGGGAAGUGGAGGUGCGCUGGCAUGAGGUGCAGAACAUGGUGCAGUCACAGAGGGAGCACCUGGAAGGGCUGCAUGCUUGCCGCGAGCUCCGGGCCGAAGGGGAUGCACUCGAACGCCUGUUGGCCUCGCAUCGCCGCUGGCUGGAAAACUCUCAGACCACGGCUCGACAGCGGCGUGAGUCGGAUGAUGUGCGAAGACUGCUGGAGCAGUGCAAGAUGAGAUUGAAGACUCUGGACAGCCAAGAGGACAAGGUGCAGAGGCUACAGGAGAAAGGGCAAGCCCUUCAGGCCAGGGUGCCCACGCUAAGCACUGAGCCAGUGUUUGGACAGAUUGAAGCUCUCGCCAACCAGUGGGCAGACACGGGAACCAAGAUCGCUGAUCUUGAAACACAGCUUAGCCGGUCCCUGGAUCGGGCUCCACCUCCAAAGUUGCUAGAAGCAGUGGAUGCACUGGAAGCCUGGAUCCGGAGUGUCCAGCAGGCCCUGGAAUCCGAAAAGUCCCAUGUGAACACAAUGGAGGUCAUGGAAGAUCAGCUACAGAAGUAUAAGGAAAUGCAAGAAACUGUUGACGAAGAGGAGUCCAACUUGCAAUACGUUACCAGCACUGGAAAGGAGAUGUUGCGCAAGGAGCCCGAUGCGCCCUGGGCUCGAGAGCUGCGAGACAAACUGCACAGUCUGGGCAACUGCUGGGACCGGGUUCGCUCUUUGCUCAAGGAGCGGCUCCAGUUUCUGCGAAAGCAUAUGUUGGUGCUCAAGAGAUUCCAGGAGGAAAUGAAAAGUGUCCAGAAGUGGAUCAGUGAUGUGACUUCUUUCCUUGAGGAUGAAGAUGUUGCGUACGGUGACCUGGAAAAGCUUGAGGCACAGUUGGAGCAAUCAAAUGCCCUUGAUGAUGACGUCGGUACUAUACAAAACAAUGUUGACAAUAUUAACUUGGUUGCUGAGGGUCUGAUACAAGAUUCGGAAGAGGAGUUUGGGGAUACCCUGCAGAGGCAGGUUGAUGAUCUCAACAGGCAUUGGGAUAAGGUGAUGGAAAUGGCUCGAAAGAAGAAUGCUACCCUAAAGAGAGCUGUGGAGACAGGCCGGUGUGCCUCUGAAGGUAUUGCCGACUUAUGUGAGUGGUUACGGGAGCUGGACAUGGAGAUACCACGAGAGAAACCCAUCAACACUGCUUCAGAAUUGCAGGCCAGGAUCAGAAAGUUACAGGCAUGUAAGGACAAGCUGGACUCUAAGCUUUCCGAGUACAACAGGCUGAAAGAAGCUGGCACAAAGCUUGCUCAAGGGAACAAGACAAAGAGUGCUGAGGAUGCACGACGUGAUGUGGCUGCACUCACCAAGCUUUGGGGGGAUGUGCAGGAAAAGAUACCAAGUACCACCAGUCUCUGAAGCAAUCAGGGACAAACUAUGCUGAAUUUCGAAAUGCCAUCAUGUUAGAGAAUGACUGGCUCGACAGAUUGGAGAAGAAACUGAAAAGAUCACCAGAGUCAGCUGCUGAUGCUGAAGAGAUUUCUGAGAACCUUGACGAUUUGGAGAACUUUCUGCGCAACCACCCAGAUGAUCGAAUUCCCAAGAUACAGCAGCUCUGUGAGGAGCUUGUGGAGAAAGAGGUGCUAGUCGGACUAGUCCAGCACGAAGCGGAGUCGGCUGUGAAGCGUUGGAGGACCUGACACGUCAGGGCAGCGAGCGGCAGCAAGUUCUCGAGAACAGCAUCGUGCAGUACCAAAAGUGCGAGCGGCAGAUCUUGAGCGUCCAGAGCUGGAUGAAUCACAUGGACAAUGCAUUGCAGAACAGGCUGGACAAUGACAUCAGUGCUCAGGAUGUGCCUGACGAGUUGGCUCAAUUCAAGCAAGAAUUCCUUGAGAAAGAGGAGCAGUUGAAAAGCCUAAGUGAUCAGGUUGAUGCAUAUCAUGCACAAAAUAGGGUUGAAGCUGCAUUACGCCUAGAUGAACAGCUGCAGCUCAUGAAGAUGAAAUUCGAGGACAUAUCGGCAAAGCUCAAGAGGUUUCAGUGCCCCGAUGACUUUGAACCCAAGCUGGGACGAAUUAGCAAGUUGCUAACAGAAGUGGAGCAAGGGAUGAAGCAACUUGACCUCAACUCUGAGAGUCCCGACAAGAUUCAAGACCAACUAGUGCAGUGCAUG